GCGGCUGAUUGGCUGGAAAAGGAGAAUGGAAUGAUCCAAGGCGAGUGGGAGGAUCGGCAGUUGCGCAGAACAGCCGUCCGGAUCGGAGGGCAGAAAGUGGGACCGGACUGACCCUGGUGGGCCUGAUGCCUUGAGAGAUGGGGCUGAGGCUGGGCCCGGGCCCGCUGCUCUCGUCCUUCGCCUUCUUCUUCUUCCUCGGGGGUCUGCCUUUGCUCUGUCCCUCGACCCAGGAGGAGAUCCCGGUGAUGAAGAACGUGGACGUCAAGAAGCUUGCGGGGAAAUGGUACCCCAUCGUCUCGUCCAAGAGCGAAUCCAUGCCGAGGCCGUUCUAUGCGUUUACCCUUGAAAUUCAGCAAGACGGAGGGGCCCUCCUCAAAAUGGAAAUCCCCAAAAUGGGAUCCUGCCGGAUCAAAAAGUUCCCGCUGGCGACCACCAGCCCCGGUGUCUUCACCAUGGAGGACAAGUCCAUCAUCGAGGUCCUGGACACCGACUACGACUCCUACCUGAUCAGCAAGUUCCUGAGUGGCACCACCAUGUUCCUCUGCCUCUACGCCCGGGAGAAGGAGGUGCAGCCAAAGAUGCUGAAGAUGUUCACAGGCCUCGUGGAGAAGAUGAACCUCAACCCGGAGAGGCUCUUCUUCCGGCACGAAAUCGAUAUCUGCUACGUUAAGAAGAGAGAGGAGGAGAGCAAGUAAAAGGCACCGCAGAUCCGGGAUCCACCGUCCUUCCCUUCCCGUUUUUUUGUCCUCGUCUGUUUAUUUAUUGAAAUUAUUAAUUUCAAUAAAGGCCCCGCUUUGCAAAGA
Messenger RNA from Anolis carolinensis (green anole), 803 nucleotides. RefSeq names its product extracellular fatty acid-binding protein-like. Gene Ontology annotation, molecular function: small molecule binding. NCBI's taxonomy places the organism in Eukaryota, Metazoa, Chordata, Lepidosauria, Squamata, Anolidae. The transcript has 7 exons. The record is from RefSeq and is a predicted model, not a curated record. Bases 138 to 695 code for a protein of 185 amino acids.